This is a messenger RNA of Notechis scutatus (mainland tiger snake), 1977 nucleotides long. The record is from RefSeq and is a predicted model, not a curated record. NCBI's taxonomy places the organism in Eukaryota, Metazoa, Chordata, Lepidosauria, Squamata, Elapidae.
CGGCACGAAGACCCAUCCCUGGGCGGAGAAGUCGGCACCGCCUCCUUCCUUCCUCUUUCUCCGGGCGAACAUGGCUGCAUCUGCCGUCUGCUCGGCCGUGAAGAUUGGAAUUAUCGGAGGGACAGGUCUGGAUGAUCCUGAGAUAUUAGAAGGUCGAACAGAGAAACACAUUGAUACGCCAUACGGAAAGCCAUCUGAUGCACUGAUUUCAGGAAAGAUAAAAAACAUUGACUGUGUGCUUCUAUCCAGGCAUGGGAGGCAUCAUUCUAUCAUGCCAACAAAUAUCAAUUUCCGUGCCAAUAUGUGGGCACUAAAAGAAGAAGGUUGCACUCAUCUAUUAGUGACGACUGCCUGUGGUUCAUUACGGGAAGAGAUUCAGCCCGGAGAUCUUGUUAUAAUUGACCAGUUCAUAGACUGGACAAGAAAAAGGCAUCUCACUUUCUAUGACGGGACUAAUUCCUGCCUCCCAGGAGUGUGCCAUGUUUCUAUGGCGGAACCUUUCUGUACCAAAACAAGAGAAGUUCUCCUGGAUGUUGCCAAAAAGCUUGGAAUCAAGUGUCACUCAAAGGGGACAGUAAUUACAGUUGAGGGACCACGUUUUAGUUCUCGGGCUGAAAGCUUGAUGUUUCGUAGCUGCGGAGCUGAUGUGAUCAAUAUGACGACAGUCCCAGAAGUAAUUCUGGCAAAGGAGGCGGGAAUCUGCUAUGCGAGCAUCGCCAUGGCAACCGAUUAUGACUGCUGGAAAGAACAUGAGGAAACGGUCUCAGUGGACAGAGUUCUAAAGACACUGAAGGAGAAUGCAAAUAAAGCAACUAGUUUGCUACUCACUGCUAUACCUCAGAUUGGAUCCAUGGAAUGGUCAGAAACCCAUCAGAACUUGAAAAAUACUGUGCAGUUAUCCGUUAUGCUACCAAAACAUUGAAAACCUACCAAGCUACCGGACUUGAAGAUCAGAAGACAGACGUCUUUACUUUUAAAGAAUGCCUUUAAUGGAUGUGGCAUUUUUCCUUUCCAUCUGCUAAUAUGCUUCUUUUGGAAUAAGAUCUUGCAAAGGCUGAAGAACAGAACAUUCGCAGCAGAUUUGAAAAGUAAUUAAAUCUUCAAACUGACAUUUCAGACUGUGAACACAAUAGCUGAUACUUGAUCAUGUUCCACUGAUAUGAAAGAGGUUGUUUUUUUUAAAAAAAGAGGGUUAUUAGCUCUAGUUCAAAUAUUAGAUCAUAAAUCAAAAAUGGCUAAUUCAUAAUAAGCUAUGUUUAUAUCUCCUUGCUCACCCCCCCCCCAAAAAAAAAUGACCACCACCUCUAGAGUGGUUAUAGUAGUGGAUUGCCAUUCUGUAGCAUUUUUAAAAUGCAAAGAAAUUGUUUUGAAUGGGGAUUAAAUGCAUUUUUAUUAUGCUUUUUAAUAGAAAAUUACGGACUUUUUGUGUCUUCAGUUUAAUAUGCUGGAUUUCAUGAAUUGCUGGAUUUAUUUUCUUUUUAUAUGGUUUUUUUUUAAAGAGUUUGCGGCGGAUGGGUAGACUUGGUUGAUUUAUUAUUUUUUAUUUGAAUGGCUCUGAGGGGAGUUUUUGGACAGCAAAAAAGCAGGAUACGUAGGUUUUGUGUGGUAAAGAAAAAAGCCAUUUUAAGACCACAAAGGACUCAAUCAUGAAUUUUCUCAGUUGCUAAUAGUGAGUGUUGAGCAACUCCAUUUCCGUUCGAAGUUUUCUGGUGCCCUUAUGGCUCUGGGAGCUCUUCCAAACCAAGGCCACUGUGUUACUUCAGAAAAAACUACCUUUUAUUGAAGACAAUACACCAUUUAUUCUAGCAAAAGCAGCAGAGUAACAGAGACUACUGUAGGUUAGUGAUGUUUCUGAGUGUUUGAAGGCAUCACAAACCUGUUUGAAUGGGCUGUGUUUGAACGAUUAUGUAGUAACAGCCUCAGAAACUUCUCUGAACCAAGUCACUUGGGACUUUAUUUUUUUCCCCUAAAUAUUUU